This is a messenger RNA of Glycine soja, 1600 nucleotides long. Its product is annotated as probable aminotransferase TAT2. The coding region runs from base 110 to 1381 and encodes 423 amino acids. The record is from RefSeq and is a predicted model, not a curated record. Lineage: Eukaryota; Viridiplantae; Streptophyta; Magnoliopsida; Fabales; Fabaceae. Gene Ontology annotation, molecular function: transaminase activity; pyridoxal phosphate binding. The transcript has 7 exons. Gene Ontology annotation, biological process: amino acid metabolic process; biosynthetic process.
CAAGUACCAUUUAUCUUUCUCAAUUGGAAUCUUAUCUUUUCCCUACACUUUCUUUAAAUUCACUUAUAUUGGUUCACCAAACUCAAACACCAUAUACUGGGCGAAGAGAAUGGAGGAUGGAAGUGAGAAAUGGAAUUUUCAGGGGAACAAGAAGCUGAAUGCUUCAUCCAUCUCUGUGAGAGGGGUCUAUAACAUGUUGAUGGAGAGAGUCAACAAUAGCCGAGACAAGAAACCUUUGGUUCCUCUCUGUCGUGUAGAUCCCACCGAGAACCCAUUGUUUCGGACUACCCCAGAAGCUACUGAUUCUGUUUCAACUGCUGUUAACUCCUAUAACUUCAACUGUUACCCUCCCACCGUUGGCUUACCUGAUGCAAAGAGGGCUAUUGCAAAUUAUCUCUCUUCUGAUCUUCCAUACCAAUUAUCACCAGAGAAUGUUUUUCUCACCAUCGGUGGCACACAAGCUAUAGAUAUAAUCUUGCCUGCCCUUGCACGUUCUGAUGCCAACAUUCUCCUUCCAAGACCAGGGUACCCGCAAUAUGAUUCUCGUGCUAGUUGUUGUCUCCUCGAAGUACGACAUUUUGAUCUUUUGCCCGAGAGAGGUUGGGAGGUUGACCUUGAUUCCCUUGAAUCUCAAGCAGAUGAAAACACAGUGGCCAUGGUCCUCAUCAAUCCUAGCAAUCCAUGUGGAAAUGUCUUCACAUACCAACAUUUAAAAAGGGUUGCUGAAAUUGCUAGGAAACUUGGAAUCUUUGUCAUUUCUGAUGAAGUUUAUGCCCAUGUAACUUAUGGAAGCAAUCCAUUUGUUCCCAUGGGGGUGUUUUCUUCAAUAGUUCCGGUCAUUACAAUUGGAUCUUUAUCAAAGAGAUGGUUAGUUCCUGGUUGGAGAACUGGUUGGAUAGCCACAUGUGACCCUCAUGGAAUUUUUCAGAAAACUGGGGUUGUGAAAAGUAUCAUCAGUUAUUUGGAGAUCACAACUGACCCUCCAACCUUCUUGCAGCUAGUAAGUUUGCAGGCAGCAAUACCUGAAAUCCUUGGCAAAACAAAAGAUGAUUUCCUUUCAAAAAAUCUUAAUAUACUGAGGGAGACUGCAAACAUAUUCUAUGAUUUAUGUAAGGAGAUCCCUUGCUUAACAUGCCCUCACAAACCAGAAGGAGCAAUGUGUGUCAUGGUGGAGAUUAACUUCUCACAAAUUAAGGACAUUGUUGAUGAUAUGGAUUUCUGUGCCAAGCUAGCUGAAGAGGAAUCUGUCCUUCUUCUUCCAGGUGUCACGGUUGGACUGAAGAAUUGGCUUCGAAUUAGUUUUGCUGUCGACACUUCUAAUCUUGUAGAAGGCCUUAGCAGGAUAAAAGCAUUUUGCCUUCGAUAUGCAAAGAUGCCAUGAAGUCAUGUCACAUGGUAGGGUGUGGAAGAUGUUGAUUUCUUAGGGAUAUCUUAUCAAAGACCAUUUAUUUAGCAAAAUUUAUAAUGUAUGGAGAUAUUUCUUCUUCUCACACGGUAGGGUGAGGGAGGUGUUGAUUUAGAGGCAUGUUAUAUCUUCUUUUAGGCAUUUUAUAUCUUAACAAGACCAUUUAUUGACAGUUAUAAAGGAGGGUUCAUAACA